AUGAGGGCAAAGGCUCAUGAGCAAGGGAAAAGCAGCCAGAGAACAGUGCUGGCAGAGGAACAAGCAGCAUCUCAAGAAGUGACUGAUGGGUGUUGUCUGACUGAUCCUUCUUUUGCAGCUCUCUCCCUGACAUGUUUCACAUGCAAAGACGCAACUUCCAACCUGCAAUGCCUCACCCCAACCACAUGUUCUGAUUAUGAUAAGUACUGUCUCACAACCUACACUUCUUCUGGGUUUGGUAAUGACCGUAGCCAGCGUAUUACCAAGAAGUGUGCCGUAAUGUGCCCAACCAUAAAUCUGAAUAUUGGUGUAGCAGGUGUUGCCACCAGCUGCUGCGAGACCUCCCUGUGCAAUGUCAGUGGGGCCAGCAGUGUGAAGACCAGCUAUGCUGUGAUAGCUGUGGGCGCCUUGGUCAGUCUUGUUUGUGUCCUUCGGCUGGGAAUGUAA
Tinamus guttatus (white-throated tinamou) is the source of this 447-nucleotide messenger RNA. The record is from RefSeq and is a predicted model, not a curated record. Lineage: Eukaryota; Metazoa; Chordata; Aves; Tinamiformes; Tinamidae.